AACAGCAACGACGACGGCAAGGAAAGACAGUGGAAAUCAGUUCAGCUCAACGGUGACAUUAAGGACAAUCAACUGAUCAAUUAGAUGCUUUAUUGUGGCGAAGAACAGCUCAACUCCUAACACCCGAGCACCAAAAGAAAACGAUCGCGAGGAGAACUUUCGACCUCACCAUUUAUAGCGUGAAACAAUCAAAAGAAGAAAACAAAAAAGGGAGCUUAAGGUUCCAUAAGAAUAUUAGUGCUGUGACACGAUUUCUGAAUAGCUCGUGGGAAGAAGCUAUUUUGAAGGUGAAAUUUAUGUGCAUCAUACUGUAGGUAGUUUGUGUUCAACGAAAAAUAGAGUUGGUGUUUAUAGUAAAAUGCAGUGGCAGAUCCCUAUCGAAAAUAUGUGCCGUUAAUGUGAAUUAAAUGUCUUAUACAAUUGCAACCACAGUCUGAUCUCGAUUUGAGACAUCUUUUUAAGAAAAAAUAUCCGAAGAGCUCAAACAAGUGUGCAGUAAUUGAAGUGUGCAGUGCAGUGUAAUCGUGUGUGGCCAAUCGGAAUUUCAUAGCCUUUGGAGAAAAACUCCAAGAAGAAUCCAAUUGUACACCCCUGCUGAAGUAGGAAAAUUGUGAUAUGGAGAUCAUCUCAAUUAGAAGCCGUCGGUUUUUGAUUUUUAGUUUUGUUUAUUUCUGUUCCAAGAGCGCUGCUCCCUUCGACGGCCCGAAAAAUGCUCGCUAUGCGUCGCGAAAGUGAUCAAAUCUACAACGGUAGUACCAGUGCGAUUAACCACCAUAGCAGCAACAGCAGCUACAGCCAACACUUGAUUCCGUCCCACGCCGUCGGGAGUGCCAACGGUCAUCCCACCAACAGUGCCCUUUCGGCUCAUUUGAACAACAACAACAACAGUCACAACACCAGUAGUGGUAGUGUUUCCAACGUAAAUGCCAGUAGUGCCGGGCUAAACAGUGAAUCAGUCGCGAGUGCUAUCGGAACUAACAGUCCGUCAGUAUCGACGACGCCAUAUCAUCAUCAUCAUCAUUCUCACCUCUAUCACCAGCAACAACAGCAGAAUCAUCAAACUGCUCAGCACCAUCAUCAUCAUAACCCUGGUGGUGUGAGUCACUGCUUAAGCGGCCUUGGAGGCCUGGGCGGAGGAACCUCAUCCGCCGCCUACGGAAGCUACACAAGUUACGGAGCGGGAAUAAACAACCGCUCCAACCCCGGUGCCAGCCUCGACGAGUACGUCGACAUCCUCCAGGUCCAGCAGCUAUUGCUGGAGAAUUCAUCUAAUUCGACGGCAUCGGCCACCCCGGCCAGCACGUCUUCCACCAUUAGCAACAACCACAGCACCAGCGGUUCUUCCUGCACCACCACCUCCACCCCAUCCACAUCCACAUCGGCCAUCAUCGGUGGUAGCUCCACUUCCACCACCCACUCCUCCUCAUUCAACCCCACCACAACUUCCCUGUUCAACGGAUCAUCCAAAAACCGACCGAAAGUAAACCUGCAGAAAGCUUCCGAGUACUCAGCGGUAGCGAAUCAGCUCCAAGGCGAAUCACCGUCCAAGCGACUGCUUUUCGAUUAUCCGAGUCCAUAUUUGUAUGGUAAUUAUCAUCCGUCGCCGAGUGACGAUCUGGUCGCUUUAUGGUUUGGAAGUAACGGAACAGGUGGCGUUGCCCCUGGACCACCAGCAGCUGCCAUGAUCAUGGAAGGGCUUGAAACCUUGGUUGCACCACCGCAUCACACAUUCCUCCUGACCGAAUCAGCGGCUGCAGCGCACUUUAACGUGCUCAGCUUCGACACCUGCGGCCUGUUCAAGACAGCCGCCACGACGACAUCGUUGGGCCUCAACAACAACAACUCGACGACGCUCAAUAACAAUCACCAUCACCUGUACCACCCAUAUCACCACCAGAGCCACACAGCGGCCACUCAUCACUCGCAGACGACCACUCAUCACCACAGUCACAGUCACCACCAAACGACGGCUCAAACUUCCACCACCUCCAGCUCCACAUCUACACCCUCCUCCUCCAUCACCACCCAGACAACAUCCACCUCAACGUCCUCCACCAAUCCCAGUAAUUCCCACCACCCACACUUGAGCCUCCUGAGCACAACCUCGACCACCGGUCAUCACUCCUCGGACUCGAACCUGCACCAGUCCUCCGAAGACCAGUCCCAGUCGCAGGGUGACGCUCAAACCGGCGAUCUCAACACACCCGUCACAACCUCCGGGGACAUCCCGUCCUUCUUCGGACCGUCGACCGUCGUAGAGCCACCACCCAUCACAGGAUCCAUCGAGUCGGACGAUCUCUCGCUGGAACCCCAACCUGUAUCCAGUCCGUGCGCAAGCCUGUGCAGUCCGACGAAACAGGAACGCAGCACCCCCCAAUCGGUGGUCAUCGAGGAAGAGGCUAGCAAUACCAGCAGCAACGCAAUGUACCCUUCACAUCACCCCGCAGGGGCGCAUUCUUCGUCACAUCACAGCAACAGCGUCAGCCAAGAGAUGCAUCACGAUCACUCCAUGGAGCACGAAGACACCAAGAUCUCCUAUCGGGGUAUCUUCACCACUACGGCCGGUCCCGGUAUGGGACUGCAGACAGCAACCGGUUCGCAGCUCUCGAUCAUGUCCGGUCAGAUGUCUCCGACGUCUGGCCUCAGUGGUUGGGGUCUACCCAGCCCGGACAAGAGCCUAUUUCAGCCACCGAUGUUCGGCCUGCUCGGUCCUGGACCUCAAAGCUCAGCUCAAGCUCACUUUGCUGUAGCUCAACAGUCCGCUGCUCAAACCCCGUCUCCGGCGGGACAUCAUCAGCACCCCUCCCAUCACUAUAGCACAGACGAACGAACUCAUCAGCAGGUAGAACUACUUGGUCUGAACAUGGACUGUCCCAGUAUCAUCCUUAAGCAACCACCCAGCUAUGCCAGUUGCGUACCUUCGCUGGACAUGCAAGCUCAACAACAACAAGCCCAAGAAAUGCAUCAGUACUCUCGCAGCCAAGCCUUGGGCAUGGGUCAAACCCCUAAAUAUCAAUGGCUAGACUCACCCGUCGAGUACGGCAGUCCCCAGCACAAUGUAGUCAUCCCCGGUCCUUCAUCGACCUCCUCAACCGGCAUUAUUCCCAAGCAGGAACCAUUCAGCUCAUCCCAGUGCCCGGACGUCAGCCAGCUUAGCCAGUUGACGCCACAGCAGCAGGCUCAAUACGCAGUUCAGCUUGCCGAGUACAAUCCAUCCACAAGCAAAGGCCACGAGAUACUCAAUCAGGUGUACCAGCAGUGCCCGAUGCCAUUGAAGCUAGUCCCAGUGAAACCGCGAAAGUACCCCAACCGCCCGAGCAAGACUCCCGUUCAUGAGCGGCCGUACGCCUGCCCGGUGGAAAACUGCGAUCGGAGAUUCUCGCGAUCGGACGAACUCACCAGACAUAUCAGAAUCCACACCGGACAGAAACCGUUCCAGUGCCGGAUUUGCAUGCGAUCCUUCAGCCGAUCAGACCACCUAACCACCCACAUUCGGACGCAUACCGGUGAGAAACCGUUCUCCUGCGAUAUCUGCGGCCGCAAAUUUGCCCGGUCGGACGAGAAAAAACGCCACGCCAAGGUUCACCUGAAGCAGCGGAUAAAGAAGGAGAAGAACAGCCACGGCACCAGCAGUAGCAACAGUGCAAACAACAACAACAACAACAACAGUAGCAGUAGUCAUCACCUUAAUCAGCAACAGCAACAGCAGCAGCAACAACAACAACAACAUCAUCACCUAUCGGCUGCCCAGCAGCAACACCACCACCAUCAUCACCCGGCCAGUCUUCACUCACACCACCUCCUCCAUGACGACAUUAGCGGUAUUCCGAUUGUGUCCUCCUCCAGUGCGGCCAGCUUGUAGACCGAA
Ochlerotatus camptorhynchus is the source of this 3868-nucleotide messenger RNA. It is a transcript of the gene sr, whose product is annotated as stripe. Lineage: Eukaryota; Metazoa; Arthropoda; Insecta; Diptera; Culicidae. Gene Ontology annotation, biological process: regulation of transcription by RNA polymerase II. Bases 710 to 3862 code for a protein of 1050 amino acids. Gene Ontology annotation, molecular function: DNA-binding transcription factor activity, RNA polymerase II-specific; RNA polymerase II cis-regulatory region sequence-specific DNA binding. The record is from RefSeq and is a predicted model, not a curated record. The transcript has 5 exons.